AUGGCGCAGCCAAUCGAGCGUCAUGAGCUACCGGGGUUGCCAGACUCACCAACGGUAUCGCCAGCCCCGAUGUCCUGGUAUCCUGAAGUCCAUAACCAAUAUGCGGAAGGCAUUGAGGUUGCACAGCCGAAUACCGCACAAAGAUACCUACACCCUUCCUACGGACAUCAUCAACAGCUCAAAAGACCUUCUGGUGGCGCUGCUCAAGAAGAGGGAGAUGGUGUAAAGCAGGUCAUUUGGAAACGGAAGCUCUGCGGUUUUCCGCUCUGGACAGCUGCGCUGGUGGUUCUGGUGGUCAUCGGAGGGCUCGUCGGUGGACUGGUUGGCGGCCUGGUAGGACGCACAGAGAACGGCGAUUCUGCGAAAUCCACGCCCAGCACUUCGGAGUCCUCAAUACGUUCAUCUCUGUCGUCUUCUCAUAGCACAUUGUCGGCUAGUACAACUUCUACUGUAGCCACAGGCCCCGCAUCGACGCCUGGUUCAUCGUUGCGCUCGUCAUUCAAGAUCUCUAGCAUCGCCGCAAGCCGAACAGGUAAUCCAGGACAUAUACACAUCUUUUACUUGGAGUCCGGGACAUUGAAGGCCAGGAUAUUUGGUGAUGAAGGGUGGGUUAGCCUCGACAUUGAUCUAUCUAUUCCGGCAAAGAGGGGCUCGCCGCUUGCGUCUAUAUCCUGGGUCGAUGACGGCCGAGACCAGGUUCGAAUAUACUACUACAACCAAGACACCCAGAUGAUCGAAAUCGGCGGAUUGUGUUCGGGUAGUAGCACAAACUGUACGUGGAGAGCAGGCAAUAUCAUAAUCGAUUCGGGCAUCUCGAGCGAUUCGGGUCUAGCAGCAGUGCAUUUCCUCGACCCUGGUAACCAGAUCAGGACGUUCCACCAGGACAUGUAUGGACAAAUGAGUGGGGGAAGCUACUCUAGAGGCAAGUGGACAGUGGCCGAUGCGUUUCUUCAGAUACUACCUGGCACUGCAAUUGCUGCCACGAUCGAUGCCGUCGAACGUCCUUUCAUUGUCAGAGUAUGGCAUCGCGGUCCGCAGGGCAAUUUGAGGGAUAUUUACUGGGAUUCCAGGAACGAGCAAUGGGCCAAUCCGCUUUCUCUCGACGUAAAGAACAGCUCCAACGUUAACCUGUAUGCGGCGAUUGGCGCCUCCGACUAUCUGGGUGAGAAUGGGGUGACGCAGAACUACAUUAUCCAGGACGACAAACGCGCGACUGAGAUAACAUCCUUGAAUGAGACUGAACUCAUUGCCUGGGUACCAGGAAGCUCGGGUAAUCCCUCAACAGAUGCGUGGCUGCGUGGAGAUGAUGCAGGAGGUGCCAUCGCAGCUCUGGGCUGGCUGGACGAGAAUGACAGUCCUGAAGCUAGGCUUUACUGUGUGGUUGGUGGUAGCAUUCAUGAAAUUGUUUGCAGCCCCAACUCAUGCUGGACUGGUCGUGAGAUCUAG
Messenger RNA from Alternaria arborescens, 1446 nucleotides. RefSeq lists its product as hypothetical. The transcript has 4 exons. The record is from RefSeq and is a predicted model, not a curated record. NCBI's taxonomy places the organism in Eukaryota, Fungi, Ascomycota, Dothideomycetes, Pleosporales, Pleosporaceae. Bases 1 to 1446 code for a protein of 481 amino acids.